AUGAGAGGGCUGGACCGGAUGGAAAUUCGGGGGGGUCGGUAUCUCCUGCUGGGUGAGGUCCUUGGACACAGCGCACUUGGUGCGCAGCCCGCGCAAGCUGCUCAUGGAGAUGCCGAUGAACUUCUGGAGCUGCCCACACUGCUGCAGCGCCCUGCUGGCCAAGGCCCCUGCACCUCCCUCCGCGGCUGCUGCAUCAGCCCCGCCACCGCCCUCCUUCUCUCCCAUCGCCGCCCUGCGCAGCGCCGCUCUAUGCAGGCAGCAGCGGCCGAGGCAGGGAGCCUGCGGCGCGGGCGCCUAGGGGAGGAACCCGGGAGCCAGGAGAGCUGGAGCAGGAGCGCCCCUCAGCGCUGCCGGAGCCAGGACGCCGACAGAGUUGGCAGCCAAGUCUGCUGCUCCCGCCCCCAGGGCCGCGGAGGCGGGGACAAAAAGCCGCGGCGGCGGUUGGGGGCAAAAAGCCGAGGUAGCAAAAACCCGCGGCGGAGGAGGCAAAAAGCCGCGGCGGCGGGCAGCAAAAGCCGCGGCGACGGGGGCAAAAAGCCACGGGGGCAAAAAGCCGCGGCGUUAAAAAGCCAUGGCGGCGGGCGUAAAAAGACCUGGUGGCAGGGGCAAAAAGCCGCUGCGACAGAAAGCCGCGGCGGCUGGGGCAAAAAGCCACGGCGGCAAAAGCAGCCGCGGGUGGGGGGUGGGCAAAAAGCCGCGGAGGCCUGGGCAAAAAGCCACUAA
Molecule: messenger RNA, 723 nt
Organism: Symphalangus syndactylus (siamang)
Lineage: Eukaryota; Metazoa; Chordata; Mammalia; Primates; Hylobatidae
Source: RefSeq, a predicted model, not a curated record